CAAUGGGCUGUGCCGCGUGGCCGUGGCGGGAAGUGCGGCGCGGAGCGGAGCGGCCGGGAUUUUGUUGCAGGUGAAAGUCUGAGGAUUGUUAUGACUUCAAAGACUGUUUUUAUCUGUUGCCCAUUGGGCCACAAAAAGAUAUGGCUACAGAAGCUAAGUACAGCAUUGUACGGGAAGUGGGCCGAGGGAGCUAUGGGGUAGUUUAUGAGGCUGUUGUCAGUCAAACCAGAAACAAAGUGGCAGUGAAAAGGAUGCAGUGUAAUGUACCUGAAAAUGUGGAACUGGCUUUGCAAGAGUUUUGGGCCCUGCAAAGUGUUCAGAGCCAACAUGAGAAUGUGAUCCAGUUAGAAGAGUGUGUCUUGCAGAGUGGCCAAGUCUUUCAGCCAAUCAGCCGCCAGUACAGGAAAUCGGACAGUCAUCUGCUGCUGAUUGAGACCUGUCUGAAAGGGCGGAGAUGCAUGGACCCCAAGUCUGCCUGUUUUGUGUGGUUUGUGAUGGAGUUCUGUGAUGGUGGAAACAUGAAUGAUUUUUUGCUGUCUCGCACUCCAGAUUCUCAGCUGAAUAAUAGCUUCAUGCAGCAGCUGAGCAGUGCUGUUGCUUUCUUGCACAGAAAUCAGAUUGUGCACAGAGACCUGAAGUCAGAUAAUAUUCUUAUUUCCCAUAGCCCUGGAGGUCCUGUAGUAAAGGUAGCAGACUUUGGCCUGAGUAAGAUAUGCCAGGGGAAAGUGAACGUGAACCAGCAUUGCUUCUCGUCAGCCUGUGGGUCAAACUUCUACAUGGCACCAGAAGUGUGGGAAGGUCGUUAUACUGCCAAAGCUGAUAUCUUUGCCCUCGGGAUCAUUUUCUGGGCUAUGGUAGAGAGGAUUACCUUCAGGGAUGGGGACUCUGAGAAGGAAUUGCUUGGAACCUACAUCUGUCAAGGCAAGCGGCUUAUUCCUGUUGGGGAGGCGCUGCUGGAGAAUCCCAACAUGGAACUGCAGAUUCCUCUGAAGAACAAGAAGUCCAUGCCAGAUGAUCUCUGCAGGCUCCUGCAUGACAUGUUAACUUUUAACCCAAAGGAAAGACUGGAUGCCUUCCGACUAGAAAUUCGAAUCAGGAGAAUCUCAUAUGGGAAAAAGCGCCAACGUUCAUAGCAGCAAGUGGUGAUCAGGUCCUGUAUUCCACUGUUACCAUCACACAGACAUCAUGACCAAUACCUCUGAAUUCUCAUUGGAUUAAUGGUUUGACCCUGAGGGAGACUGGUCAGAAUAAAUCUUGACUGCUUCCCA
Gopherus flavomarginatus (Mexican gopher tortoise) is the source of this 1268-nucleotide messenger RNA. Its product is annotated as serine/threonine-protein kinase PDIK1L-like. Lineage: Eukaryota; Metazoa; Chordata; Testudines; Testudinidae. Gene Ontology annotation, biological process: autophagy; autophagosome organization; peptidyl-serine phosphorylation. Gene Ontology annotation, molecular function: protein serine/threonine kinase activity; ATP binding. Gene Ontology annotation, cellular component: cytoplasm; autophagosome. The coding region runs from base 141 to 1133 and encodes 330 amino acids. The record is from RefSeq and is a predicted model, not a curated record. The transcript is spliced from 5 exons.